Molecule: messenger RNA, 6648 nt
Organism: Ricinus communis (castor bean)
Lineage: Eukaryota; Viridiplantae; Streptophyta; Magnoliopsida; Malpighiales; Euphorbiaceae
Product: protein NETWORKED 1D
Exons: 5
Coding region: 518-6433 (1971 amino acids)
Cellular component (GO): plasma membrane
Molecular function (GO): actin filament binding
Source: RefSeq, a predicted model, not a curated record
AAAGAAAAAAAGAAAUAGUAAAGGGUUUUGUUUUGUUUGUCCCACUCCAUGCGUCAUUCGAUUAGAUUCUUUCAUACACAAAAUUCUCUCUUUCUCAGAUAGUAAUACCAAACAAAACAUCAAAGAAAAAGCUAAUAGCAAAACAUACAGAAACAAGCGAAUCACAGAAGUACAGAUCUAACAAACAUGGGUUAGACAGACUCAAAAUCAAGAAAAACACAUACAUGCAACUAAAUGUCUCUUUUCCAUUAGCUGCUUCUCAUCACAACAAAGCUAACCUGCAGUUUCUUUUUGCAAAUUUUGAAGAUAACGGUUAUAUUUUUGUGUGUAUAUAUAAUAGCCGAAAGGAUAUGAAUUAUAACUCAUGAGGUAGGUACAGGGAGUGAGAGAUAAGCCAUCAGCGUUUCAAAUUCUUUGGCUGUUGAUCAUUUAGUUGGAUCCUCAUAUAAAGAUAUUAAUUUUCUCUGAUCAGAAUUUUGUUGAAAAAAGGGAGCUUUUGUUCUCGGAUUGAAAUAUUAUGGCAUCGCGAACUGAUUCAAAACGAAAGUAUUCCUGGUGGUGGGACAGCCACAUAAGCCCCAAGAACUCAAAAUGGCUUCAGGAGAAUCUUACAGAUAUGGAUGUCAAAGUCAAACAUAUGAUCAAACUCAUAGAAGAAGAUGCAGAUUCCUUUGCAAGGAGGGCAGAAAUGUACUAUAAGAAACGCCCGGAGCUUAUGAAAUUGGUUGAAGAGUUUUACAGAGCAUACCGUGCCUUGGCUGAAAGAUAUGAUCAUGCAACUGGAGUGAUCCGCCAAGCACAUCGAACAAUGGCAGAAGCAUUUCCCAACCAAGUACCUUUCAUGCUAGGAGAUGAUUCGCCUUCAGGUUUUAGUGAUGGUGAGCCUCGUACGCCUGAAAUGCCACCGAUACGUGCACUUUUUGAUCCUGAUGAGUUGCAAAAGGAUGCUUUGGGAGUCUCACCAUCACAUUUGCAUUCUAUAAAGAGGAAUGGAGCUUUUACAGAGGAAUCGGAUUCUGUUCCUGGCAGAAAGGGUUCAAAACAGUCCAAUGAUUUGUUUGGUUCUGCAGAGGGGGUGAACAAUGCAAAGGUGACUGAGGGAAAAGCAAGAAAAGGCCUCAAUUUUCAUGAUACGGAAGAACAAAAUGUACAAAACAACGAUAUCAAGGCUCGAGUUCCAUCUGAUUCUGAGCGAGUGGGUAAAGCUGAGAUGGAAAUUUUGACCUUAAAAAACGCUCUUGCUAAAUUAGAAGCCGAAAAGGAAGCUGGGCUGCUUCAGUACCAACAGAGUUUGGAGCGAUUGUCCAAUCUGGAGUCAGAAGUCUCUCGUGCUAAGGAAGAUUCUGUGGGACUUAAUGAACGAGCCGGCAAAGCUGAAACUGAAGUUCAAUUUUUAAAGGAAGCCCUUAUUAGGCUUGAAGCUGAAAGAGAGUCCAGUUUUCUUCAAUAUCAGCAGUGUUUGGACAAAAUAGCUAAUAUGGAGAACUGCAUCUCCCAUGCCCAGAAAGAUGCAGGAGAACUGAAUGAGCGAGCUAGUAAAGCUGAAACUGAGGUUCAAACACUCAAGCAAGAACUGGCUAGAUUAGAAGCUGAAAAAGAAAGUGCUCUUCACCAGUACAACCAGUGUCUGGAAAAGAUCUCUGAUCUGCAGGAAAAAUUAUUGCAUGCUGAGGAAGAUGCCAGGAGGUUUAGUGAGCGUGCUGAUAAAGCUGAAAGAGAAGUUGAAACCUUGAAGCAAGAGGUAGCCAAGUUAACUAAAGAGAAUGAAGCUGCUGCUGUUCUCUUUCAACAAUGCUUGGAUACAAUUUCUGGUCUGGAGAGAAAACUAGCAUCUGCCCAAGAGGAGGCGCAAAGACUUAACUCUGAGAUAGAUGAUGGGAUUGUGAAGUUGAAGGGUGUGGAAGAAAGGUGUCUUUUGUUGGAGAAAUCAAAUCAGAGCAUGCACUCUGAGCUGGAGACUGUGGCACAGAGAAUGGCUGCCCAAAGUGAAGAACUUACAGACAAGCAGAAGGAAUUGGGACGACUUUGGACUUGUGUACAAGAAGAGCGCUUGCGAUUCUUGGAGGCUGAAACCGCUUUUCAAACUUUGCAGCAUUUGCACUCUGAGUCUCAGGAAGAACUGAGAUCUAUGGUGGCAGAGAUUCAGAAUAAGGCUCAAAUCUUACAGGACCUGGAAGCUCAUAAUCGGACUUUAGAAAAUGUAGUUGAGGAGGUAAAGAUGGAGAACAAAGGCCUGAAUGAAGUAAACAUGUCUUCAGCUUUGACAAUAGAGAAUCUACAAGCUGAGAUUUCAAGCUUAAGGGAGAUAAUAGGCAAACUUGAAGCAGAUGUCGAACUUCGGUUGGACCAAAGAAAUGCUCUUCAGCAGGAAAUAUACUGUCUAAAGGAGGAACUUAGUGACCAUAACAAAAAAUACCAAGCUAUCAUGGAGCAGUUGGAGUCAGUUGGCUUCAGUCCAGAGUGCCUUGGGUCAUCUGUGAAGGAUUUGCAAGAUGAGAACAUAAAGCUAAAAGAGUGUUAUGAGCAAGAGAGAAGCGAAAAAGUUGCUCUUUUGGAUAAGUUGGAGAUCAUGGAGAAGCUUAUAGAGAAAACUGCUCUUUUAGAGAAUUCUUUAUCGGAUUUGAAUGUUGAGCUAGAAGGGGUGAGAGAGAGAGUAAGGGCAUUAGAGGAAUCCUGUCAAUCUCUCCUGGGAGAAAAAUCCGCUCUUGUUUCUGAGAAGGCUGCAUUAGUCUCUCAGUUGCAGAUUGCAACUGAUAAUUUAGAGAAACUCACAGAGAAGAAUAAUUUUCUGGAGAAUUCCCUUUUUGAUGCACAUGCUGAAGUUGAAGGGUUGCGGGUAAAAUCAAAGAGCUUAGAAGAUUUAUGUACAUUGCUUGCUAAUGAGAAGUCUGACCUGGUCACCGUGAAAGGAAAUUUAAUUUCUCAGUUGGAUGUCACUCAGAAAAGACUGGAAGAUUUGGAGAAUAAUUAUACAGAUUUGGAAGGGAAAUAUUUCAGUCUGGAGAAAGAGAGAGAGUCCAAACUUCAUGAAGUAGAAAAGUUACGGGUUUACUUAGAUGCUCAAAAGCAAGAACAUGCCAGUCUUGCCCAGUUGAGUGAGUCUCAAUUGGCUGGUAUGGCCACACAGAUUCGGUUGCUACAAGAAGAAGGCCAGUGCAUGAGGAAAGAAUAUGAAGAAGAACUUGAGGAAGCCUUUACUGCUCAGACACAGACUUUCAUCUUGCAGAAAUGUGUGCAAGAUCUUGGAGAAAACAAUUUUACCCUCUUACUCGAGUGUCAGAAGCUACUGGAAGCAUCUAAGUUGUCUGAGAAACUGAUUUCUUUACUAGAGCAUGAAAAUCUUGAACAACAGGUUGAGGUAAAAUCUUUGUAUGAUCAAAUUAACAUGCUAAGACGGGGCUUAUAUAGAGUACUGAAAACUCUUGAACUUGAUUCAAACCAAUGUUGUGAAGAUAAGGCUGAGCAAGAUCAAAUGCUUCUAAAUUAUGCAGUCAACAAGCUUCAAGAAACACAGAAGUUCUUCUUAGAGACUCAAUAUGAAAAUCAGCAGUUGAUCAUUGAGAAUUCUGUUAUUUUUACCCUGCUUGGGCAACUGCAGCAAGAGGUGGAAAAUCUUGUGACAGCUAAAAACACUCUUGAUGAGGAGUUGGCACAUAGGUCGGAACAGUUCUUGGUUUUGCAUAGGGAGAGCCAAAAACUUUCAGAGACUAACAAAGAGUUGAGAUUGAAGAUUGUGGAAAGAGACAACAAAGAGGAAGUAUUGAAGGUUGAGCUGAAUAAUCUCCAUGGACAACUCUUAGACUUGCAAGGGGCUUACAAGAAUUUGAAGGAAGAGAACUGCAAGGUACUUGAUGAACAAAGAUCCUUAAUGAAGUCAGUCUCAGACUUGGCAGAGGAGAAAACUGAUUUAGAAGAUGAGAAUUGUACCAUUUUUGCUGAAACAGUAUCUUUAAGUGUCCUGUCUGUAAUUUUCAGAGACGUCAUCUCUGAAAAAUUCUCAGAAGUAGUACAGCUCAGUGAAAAUCUGGAUAAACUGCAUCAUGCCAAUAAUGAUCUCAAUGAGAAGGUGAAGCGAAUGGAGGGGAAGUUAGUGGAACUUAGUGUAUUGCAGCAUGAGAAAAGAGAGCUUCAUAAAAUGGUGGAAGACCUGAAGAGCAAGUGUGAUGAGUUUGAAUUGAUACGAUCAGAUCAAGAAAAGCAGAUAAUGAAACUAUCUGGGGAUUAUGAUCACCGAAGUAUGGAGGUAGAAUGCAUUCGUGAAGCAAAUAGAGAAUUGGAGACUAACCUAGGGAAGUUGAAUGAAGAACUUCGAGAAACUAAAAGCAGGGAGGAAAGUUUGAAUUCUGAACUGCAGAAAAAAAUAUUUGAGGCUCAAACAUCCGAGUCUCAGGCUAUUGUACUUUUUGGUGAAUUGCAAAUAUCUCUGGUGCAACAAGCCCUGUUUGAAGGAAAGGUUCAUGACCUGAAGAGUAAGUGUGAUGAGAUUGAGUUGAUACGAGCAGAUCAAGAAAAGCAGAUGAUCAAACUAUCUGGGGAUUAUGAUCGACGAAGUAUGGAGGUAGAAUGCAUUCAUGAAGCGAAUAAGGAAUUGGAGACUGAACUGAGGAAAUUGAAACAAGAACUUCAAGAAACUAAAAGCAGGGAGGAAAGUCUGAAUUCGGAGCUGCAGAAAGCAAGAUAUGAGGGUCAAAGAUGGGAGUCUCAGGCUGCUGUACUUUUUGGUGAACUGCAGGUAUCUCUGGUGCAACAGGCACUGUUUGAAGGAAAGGCUCAUGACCUGAAGAGCAAGUAUGAUGAGGUUGAGAUGAUACGAGCAGAUCAAGAAAAGCAGAUGAUCAAACUAUCUGGGGAUUAUGAUCAACGAAGUAUGGAGGUAGAAUGCAUUCGUGAAGCAAAUAGGGAAUUGGAGACUGACCUGGGGAAAUUGAAUGGAGAACUUCAAGAAAUUAAAAGCAGGGAGGAAAGUCUGAAUACUGAACUGCAGGAAGCAAGAUAUGGGGCUCAAAAUUGGGAGUCUCAGGCUGCUGUACUUUUUGGUGAACUACAGAUAUCUCAGGUGCAACAGGCACUGUUUGAAGGAAAGGCUCGUGAGCUCAUUGAAGCAUGUGAGAGCCUUGAAGCAAGAACUGUGGAGAUCAACCAGCUGAAAGAAAGAGUUAGCACCAUGGAAUGUGAAAAUGAAGAACUAAAGACUCGGAUGACUUCGUAUGUUCCAGCUUUCAUUUCUUUAAGGGAGAGUAUAACAUCGUUGGAGAAUCAUACUCUCUCACAUGCAAUACUUCCUGAAGGUGACAACAAGGAAGCGAAGGAUGCUACAUCAGCAGUGCAAGCUGAAAGCUCUCGACAAAUUAGUUAUAUCAUGGGACCAGAUGGACUUCAGGACCUGCAAAGUUCACACAUGAGAAUUAAAGCUAUUGAAGAGGCAGUGAUGGAAAGGGAGAGACUUGUUAUUCUGGAACAAUCAAGUGCUAAUUCCAAGCUUGAGGCGGCAAUUGGAGAGAUUAAACAGUUAAGUAGCUUACAUCAAGAGCCCAUUGAAGCAGGCAAGCAUGGAAAUCAAAAUCCAGAGGGGAAGGGACUGAGACUUGAAACCUUUGGAGGAGGAAAUGAAGUGAUGACAAAAGACAUAAUGCUUGAUCAGAUUUCUGAAUGUUCAUCAUAUGGGAUCAGCAGAAGGGAGACAGUUGAGGCUGAUGAUCAGAUGCUUGAGAUAUGGGAAACUGCUAACCAGAAUUCCAGCAUCGACCUGACUGUUGGGAUGUCUCCAAAGGCAAAAGCUGCAUUUGCGGAGAAGAAGCGGAACAGGCGCUACUCUUCUACAGAAUCAAUAGUUGAGAAAGAUGUUAGUGUGGACAAAUUAGAGAUCUCUAGGAAAUUGUCAGGGUCUCGUCAAGAAGUGAAUGAGAGGAAGGUUCUAGAAAGACUUGAUUCUGAUGCACAAAAAUUAACUAAUCUUCAAAUAACUGUGCAAGACUUGAAGAGGAAAGUGGAGAUUACAGAGAAGAACAGGAAGGGAAAAGGUAUCGAAUAUGACAGUGUGAAGGAACAGUUAGAAGAAUCUGAGGAGGCCAUCACGAAGUUGUUUGAUGUGAAUCGCAAAUUGAUUAAGAGCAUUGAAGAUGAAUCGCUGUCCUCUGAUGAGAAAUCUGCAUUAGCAUCAGAUGAGAAUGGAAGCGUCAGGAGGAGAAGAAUUUCAGAACAGGCAAGAAGAGGCUCUGAAAAAACUGGGAGGUUACAGUUAGAGGUGCAGAAAUUGCAGUUUCUUUUGCUGAAACUCGAUGAUGAAAACAAAAGCCGAGGAAAAACCAAGAUUGUAGAACGAAAAACAAGAGUUCUACUGCGGGACUAUCUGUAUGGAGGGACAAGAACUAGCCAGAUGAAAAAGAAAGGGCACUUCUGUGCAUGUGUGCAACCUCCAACCAAAGGUGAUUGAGAUGAAUUUCAUUUCGUCGGCAAAUAUGUGGUGUAGUUCAAGGUUAAACUAAGACAUUUAGUUGCUUUGUGCAUAAAUUUUCCUUAGUAGAGAUCUUCCAUAGACUUGAAUAAUAUCACUUGUUUGUUAAAAAGAUCCUUAGUUUAGCAAUCCUGCUGUACAUGUUGAGCUGCAUCUGAUCAAAAGGAGCUGCUCUGUGAAGAGCUUUCUUUUUU